Messenger RNA from Sporothrix brasiliensis 5110, 1173 nucleotides. RefSeq names its product solute carrier family 25 (mitochondrial phosphate transporter), member 3. Lineage: Eukaryota; Fungi; Ascomycota; Sordariomycetes; Ophiostomatales; Ophiostomataceae. The record is from RefSeq and is a predicted model, not a curated record. Gene Ontology annotation, cellular component: mitochondrial inner membrane. Gene Ontology annotation, biological process: mitochondrial phosphate ion transmembrane transport. Gene Ontology annotation, molecular function: phosphate transmembrane transporter activity. Bases 1 to 1173 code for a protein of 390 amino acids. The transcript has a single exon.
AUGGCGUCGUCGUUCUUCUUCCCGCGACCCGAUACCCUGAAGAGGGGCUUCAACACCACCGGCAGCGGCCCCGCAGGCACGCGUGGCCUGCCGCCCCCGUUCCGCCCGGAACUCUGUGUCGCGUACUCCGUCGUCGAUGACGCCAAGGGCAAGGCGCAGAAGCUCAGUGCCGAAGCCCAGAAGGAAUUUGAAAAGGGCACCGCAGCGGCCUCCAGCGCCGUGUCCAGGAUCACGCCCCCGGCCAAGGCGCCCGGCAUCGAGCUGUACUCGGGCAGCUACUACGCUGCGUGCACAUUUGGCGGCAUGCUGGCGUGUGGUCUGACGCACACGGCGGUCACGCCGCUUGACCUCGUCAAGGUGCGUCGCCAGGUCGAUUCCAGCCUGUACAAGAGCAACGUGCAGGGCUGGGGCCUGAUCUACCGGGCCGAGGGGCUGCGCGGCAUCUUUACGGGCUGGAGCCCCACGCUGUUUGGCUACUCGGCGCAGGGCGCGUUCAAGUACGGCUGGUACGAGUACUUCAAGAAGACGUACUCGGACAUUGUCGGGCCCGAGCGCGCCCACACCUACAAGACGAGCGUCUACCUGGCGGCGUCGGCGUCGGCCGAGUUCUUGGCCGACAUUGCCCUGUGCCCCUUUGAGGCGGUCAAGGUGCGCAUGCAGGGCAGCCUGCAGUCCCCGUACCGCGGCACGUUUGACGGCAUCAGCAAGAUCAUGGCGGCCGAGGGCCUCGGCGGCCUCUACAAGGGCCUGUACCCGCUGUGGGCGCGGCAGAUCCCCUACACCAUGAUGAAGUUUGCGUCCUUUGAGACCAUUGUCGACAUGAUUUACGCGCGCCUGCCCGGCGCCAAGAGCGACUACGGCAAGGCCGCGCAGACGGGCGUGUCGUUUACGGGCGGCUACCUGGCCGGCAUUCUGUGCGCCAUUGUCUCGCACCCGGCCGACGUCAUGGUCAGCAAGCUCAAUGCGUACCGCAAGCCGGGCGAGGCCUUUGGCGCCGUGGUGUCGCGCAUUUACGGCGACAUUGGCUUUGGCGGCCUGUGGAACGGCCUGGGCGUGCGCAUCAUCAUGAUCGGCACGCUGACGGGUCUGCAGUGGAUGAUCUACGACUACUUCAAGAUCUUCAUGGGCUUGCCGACGACGGGCGGUGCGCCGCCGCCGGAGCAGAAGAAGUAG